CGCGCUGCGGCGCAACACCGCUCUCCCGCGCUCGCGCGCCGGCCACGUACGAACAAGCGGGAACACGAGGGCAUCCUUGUCGACGGCUACCGUUGCAUUCUUCAAUUGCCCUCCUUUCGAUCACUGUGUACCUAAUGACGGCCAUCCUUGUCAUUGAUCUGCAAGCCAUCAUGUUUGAUGGCGUCGUGAGCGUCCCGAUCCACAACGCGACGAGCCUCGUCGACAACACCAAGCGCAUCCUCGCGUGGGCGCGGCGCGAAGCCAUGCCCGUGGCCUUUAUCCGCCAUGAAGAAGACGAAGGCGCCAUGGCGCCAGGCGCGCCGGGCUGGCAUGUCUGGCCGGCGCUCGGCCAAAACGAAGCGACCGAACCGACGUUCUCCAAGACCGUCCCCGAUGCGUUUAGCAAUCAUGCGCUUGCCAAGUGGCUUCGGGAUGCCGGCGUCUCGCGCCUCGUUCUCCUCGGCGCCCAAACCGACUGCUGCGUCAACGCCACGACCUUGGGCGCACUCGGUCUCGACUAUGACGUGACUGUCGUCGCUGACGCCCACUCGACGUGGCGCUUUGAGAAUGACGUCGCUGUCGACGCGUCGCCCGUCAUUGACGCCCACAACAAGGCAUUCGCAGCUGCCGGCGCAACGCUGAAGACCACGAACGAGCUCGUCGAAUGAGUGCAGCAGCGAUGACGAGCGAUUCUCUGUCACAUCGUCCUGUUGCGUCCAAUGUGCCUAGUUUCUCGUGCAAUAUUCUAACACAUCCAACACGAUGUACAUGUUUGGUCCUUC
Messenger RNA from Saprolegnia parasitica CBS 223.65, 782 nucleotides. RefSeq lists its product as hypothetical. NCBI's taxonomy places the organism in Eukaryota, Oomycota, Saprolegniomycetes, Saprolegniales, Saprolegniaceae. The coding region runs from base 135 to 668 and encodes 177 amino acids. The transcript has a single exon. The record is from RefSeq and is a predicted model, not a curated record.